Messenger RNA from Drosophila hydei, 1792 nucleotides. RefSeq names its product tyrosine--tRNA ligase, cytoplasmic (gene TyrRS). Gene Ontology annotation, biological process: tyrosyl-tRNA aminoacylation. Gene Ontology annotation, molecular function: tRNA binding; ATP binding; tyrosine-tRNA ligase activity. The coding region runs from base 112 to 1698 and encodes 528 amino acids. Lineage: Eukaryota; Metazoa; Arthropoda; Insecta; Diptera; Drosophilidae. The record is from RefSeq and is a predicted model, not a curated record. The transcript is spliced from 4 exons.
CUGACAACGUUGCCACAUCGCAAGCAGUGACCACGCAUGCAUUUCUCUUCUUCUUUUCUGUUCUAUUUCGCAAAGUGUGCAACAAAAAGCUAAUAAAUUAAUUAAAUAAAAAUGGUUGGAACAACACUAACCGCGGCUGAGAAGAAACAGCUCAUUACACGUAACCUGCAAGAGACACUCGGCGACGAUAAGUUAAAUAAAAUACUGCAAGAGCGUGAUUUGAAGAUCUACUGGGGCACAGCUACGACUGGAAAGCCACAUGUCGCUUACUUUGUGCCUAUGUCAAAGAUUGCGGACUUCUUGAAAGCCGGUUGUGAGGUGACAAUACUGUUUGCCGAUCUGCACGCCUAUUUGGAUAAUAUGAAGGCGCCCUGGCCGCUACUCGAGCUGCGCACCAAAUAUUACGAACAGGUGAUCAAAGCGAUGCUACGCUCCAUUGGUGUUCCAUUGGAUAAGCUGAAAUUCGUGAAGGGCAGCGAUUAUCAGUUGUCCAAGGAGUACACGCUGGAUGUGUACAAACUAAGCUCUCUGGUCACAAUUCACGAUGCUAAGAAAGCCGGCGCCGAGGUCGUGAAACAGGUGGAAUUUCCACUGCUCUCUUGCCUGUUGUAUCCCGGUCUGCAAGGCUUGGAUGAGGAGUACUUAAAAGUGGAUGCACAAUUCGGUGGCGUUGAUCAGCGCAAGAUAUUCACAUUCUCCGAGAAGUAUUUGCCACAGCUAGGCUACGAAAAGCGCAUACACUUUAUGAAUCCCAUGGUACCUGGUUUGGCUGGCGGUAAGAUGUCUUCCUCCGAGGAGGACUCAAAGAUUGAUCUACUCGACUCGCCAGCGAAUGUGAAGAAGAAGUUGAAGAAGGCUUUUUGCGAGCCAGGUAACAUCGCAGACAAUGGUCUCCUCUCCUUUGUGAAGCACGUGCUCUUCUCGCUCUUCAAGGAAGGCGAAGGCUUUGAGAUUAACCGUGCUGCGGACAAUGGUGGCGAUAUUACUUUCUACCAAUAUGCAGAGCUGGAACAAUAUUAUGCAGACAAUAAGCUGCAUCCGGGCGAUCUGAAGGCCUCUGUGGAGAAGUACAUAAACCGUUUGCUGGAUCCCAUACGCAAGACCUUUGAGGAGCCCGAGCUGAAAAAACUAACAGCUGCUGCUUAUCCGCCGCCUGCCAAGGUGAAAGCCAAUGCAGCGCCCGCUGCAUCGGCUGCUGAUGAGGAUGCGCCACAUCGGCUGGACAUACGUGUGGGCAAAGUUAUCGAGGUGGCUCGUCAUCCAGAUGCAGAUACACUCUAUGUUCUCAAAAUAGAUCUGGCAGAGGCGCAGCCACGCACUAUAAUCAGCGGCUUGGUCAAGUUUGUCACUGUUGAGGAACUGGAUCAGCGACUGGUUGCGGUCUUAUGCAAUUUGAAGCCUUCCAAAAUGCGUGGCAUUUUAUCCGAAGGCAUGGUGCUCUGUACAUCCAACGCUGAUCACACAGUUGUGGAACCCAUUGUAUUGCCAGCAGUAGCUAAGCCCGGCAGUCGACUUGCCUUUGAAGGCUACAGCGGCACACCGGAUGAGCAGCUAAAUCCCAAGAAGAAAGUGUGGGAGAAACUUUCUGUCGAUUUCAAGACCAAUGCCGACGGCGUUGCUGUCUGGAAGGACAAUUUCCUGCUUACAACCGAAGGCGAGCAAUUGACCAGCAAAUUGGCCAACUGUUCCAUCAAGUAAACCAACUACCCAGCUUACCUGAGCCGUGUAAUACUGUUAAAUACACAUAACUAAGCCGACAAACAUGAACACUAUCGAAAUGCUUUUUUGUAAU